ACAGCGGCGGAGGCAGCUCGCCUUUGUCUUCCAGGCCCUCCGAGCACCAUGUCCGCAGCUCCCGCCAGCAACGUGUUUGUCGCCCUCCCGCCCAGCAAUGCCAGUGGCCUCCGCCCACCUCCGGCCAUCCUGCCCACCUCCAGGUGCCAGCCUCCCGGGGUCCUGCAGUUUGAGGAGCCGCCGCUGGGGGCGCAGACGCCAAGGACCACCCAGCCGCCCGACCUGCGGCCCAUGGAGACAUUCCUGACCGGAGAGCCCAAAGCUUUAGGGACCGUCCAGAUCCUCAUCGGCUUCAUCCACCUGGGCUUCGGCAGCGUGCUGCUCAUGGUCCGCCGCGGCCACGUGGGGAUGCUCUUCAUCGAAGGCGGCGUCCCCUUCUGGGGAGGAGCCUGCUUUGUCAUCUCUGGGUCGCUCUCAGUAGCAGCCGAGAAGAGCCACACCAGCUGCCUGGUGCGGAGCAGCCUGGGGACGAACCUUCUCAGUGCCAUGGCGGCCUUUGCAGGGACAGCCGUUCUGCUCAUGGAUUUUGGUGUCACUAACUGGGAUGUGGGCAGGGGCUAUCUGGCCGUGCUUACCAUCUUCACCAUCCUCGAGUUCUUCAUCGCGGUAAUUGCCACCCACUUUGGGUGCCAAGCCACCCGCACUCAAGCCAACACGCCUGUGAUUUUCCUGCCCAACGCCUUCAGCACUGACUUCAACAUCCCCAGCCCCGCAGCCUCUCCGCCCCCCGCCUACGACAAUGUGGCAUAUAUGCCCAAGGAGUCAUCAGAGUAG
This is a messenger RNA of Neomonachus schauinslandi (Hawaiian monk seal), 774 nucleotides long. RefSeq names its product membrane-spanning 4-domains subfamily A member 15. The transcript is spliced from 7 exons. Gene Ontology annotation, cellular component: plasma membrane. Gene Ontology annotation, biological process: cell surface receptor signaling pathway. Lineage: Eukaryota; Metazoa; Chordata; Mammalia; Carnivora; Phocidae. The coding region runs from base 49 to 774 and encodes 241 amino acids. The record is from RefSeq and is a predicted model, not a curated record.